AUGGCCGAGGGAAAUAAGCAUUUCCACGAGUUCGGCUACCCAGACGAACGAUUUGAAUCUGUUUUAAGCGACAACCUACACUGUGCCAUUUGUUCGUGCGUGUUAAAGGAUCCAGUUAUGUGCAAAAACGAGCAUUGUUUUUGUCGAGGUUGUAUCACCAAGCAUCUUCAAAAUUACCACACUUGCCCUUCUUGUAAACAAGAUCUAACGGUGGAAUCGCUAGCAGACGCACCGCGUAUUGUGAGAAAUUUAUUAUCGGAACAAAGAAUUCGGUGUGAUCAUCACGAGCGUGGGUGUGAGGAGAUCAUUCAGCUUGGAAACUUGGCAAGUCAUGUCGCUGUGUGUGGUAGAGCUCCAGUUGUGUGCGCGAAUGAAGAAUGUUCAAGCGAGAUCAACAGAGAGGAUCAAUUUCGACACGAGAGCGAGGAAUGUCGAUUUCGUAAAGUGAAAUGUCGAAAUUGUAAAGAGAUGGGCUCCAUGGUGCAAGAAAUCGAAACGAGUGUGGGUGGCCUGUUCGAACAUGUUGAGAAAUUGAAUACCAGUGUUAGCGAACAGUUGACUGAAAUGAAAACCGGUUUGACUGCAGUGGAAAACAAGCUUGAGGAGAUGGAAAACAAGUUUGAGAAUAGAUUUGAGGAAAUGCAAAACAGGUUCGAGAAAAUGGAAAACCAGUUCUUGAACACCGAAAAUCCUAGAUUCAGGGAUGGGCAGCAUGAAGAAGUGCAUGAUGAGAGGGAAAGUGCUCGCAGUGAUCAAGCCACUCCAGUGGAUCCAAGCAGUGAUACGAAAGAUGCAAAAAAUCCUCAUAAAUAUGCAUAUGUUGUCGCUGGAGUGUAUGGAAAGGAAUGGAAGCCACUAAAUUCUGCAGAGAUUUUUGAUAAAACCACUAAUUCUUGGAUAGAGCUGAAACCAAUGAACAAAGCUCGUGCCGAUGCAAGUUCAGUUGUUUACAAUGGUCAAGUCCUGGUCACAGGGGGUACUUCUGAUGGUAAUAACAUUGUGAGUAACAUAGAGCAGUUCAGUCGCAAUGCCAAUCCGCUUGUCCCACCUUGUUGGUCCAAUUUCUCAGUUAAUUUGCCAAAAGCAUUGAGAGGGCAUCGCAGUGUACUGUAUAAUGAUCGAAUGCUUGUUAUUGGCGGUUUUGAUGAAGAGAAAAAAAAUUCUGAUAUAAUUUACGAAAUCCAACCACAUUUUCCUUUUAAUACAAAGGUUUUGGCUAAAUUGCCUUCCCCAAUACCCAUGGAAGGCUGUGGUGUUGUUCUGAGGAACGACAAAAUUUUGAUAUUUGGUGGUAGUGAAGGUUUGUUUAACGCGACUGCCAAAGUCACCAUGUACGACAUAACCAAGAAUGAGUUCAAGGAACUUGCACCAUUGCCUGACGAGGUGUGGAACAUGGCAACUGUCAAGUUGGAAGAAAAUGUCAUUCUUGUUGGAGGGUCAAAUGUAUCUGUCCUUGGAAAUGUAAAAAAGACAGUCAUCAGUUAUAACAUCGAGACACAGAAAAGCACUAAGCUGCCACCAAUGAAGCACAACCGUUCUACAUGUUGUGCAGUUGUGGAUGGAAACUCGUUGGUAGUUAUGGGAGGAUACGGCCAGGAUGGAGCUCCUCUAAACUCAGUGGAAGCAUUUGACUUCAAAACUUCUAAAUGGAGUGAUCUUCCUUCAAUGAAAGAAGCAAGGAGAGGAUUCAUUGCAGAGAUUGUGUAA
Molecule: messenger RNA, 1707 nt
Organism: Paramuricea clavata
Lineage: Eukaryota; Metazoa; Cnidaria; Anthozoa; Malacalcyonacea; Plexauridae
Source: the annotation of a GenBank genome assembly